Molecule: messenger RNA, 297 nt
Organism: Oikopleura dioica
Lineage: Eukaryota; Metazoa; Chordata; Appendicularia; Copelata; Oikopleuridae
Source: the annotation of a GenBank genome assembly
AUGGAACUUCUUAUUGCUUCGAAACGACAACUCAAGCCGAAUUCAAGGAGGCGGAAAAGAAAUCCUCUGGCGCUAGAAAAUUCGAAAAUUUUUGAUCAAGAAAUAGUGGAGAAGACUGUCAAUCAUAAAGCAACUGAAGUUUGCGAAGAGCCGCUUCCGAUCCCAGUUCAAACCAUCAAAGGCCCCCGAACCCCCGCCGAAAAGAACAAACAACCCCUCCUCACCCCUGGAUCCGUCUACAGAUCUAGAAUUGGUGACAAACUUAUUCUCAAAAUAAAACUUCCGACGACUGUGUAA